Messenger RNA from Entrophospora candida, 4059 nucleotides. Lineage: Eukaryota; Fungi; Glomeromycota; Glomeromycetes; Entrophosporales; Entrophosporaceae. The record is from the annotation of a GenBank genome assembly.
AAUGAUUGUCUUAAUAACAUUGUUAAUGCUGAAAAACGUGGCAAACGUCAAGUAUUAGUUCGUCCAUCAUCAAAAGUGGUCAUUAAGUUCUUGCGUGUAAUGCAAAAACAUGAAUAUAUUGACGAAUUUGAAGUGAUUGAUGAUCAUCGUUCAGGAAAAAUUGUAAUUCAAUUAAAUGGUCGCUUAAACAAAUGUGGUGUCAUUUCACCACGUUUCAAUACAAAAAUAGAUGAUAUUGAAAAAUGGGUUAAUAAUUUAUUACCAUCUCGUCAAUUUGUGCUGACUACUAGUGCUGGUAUUAUGGAUCACCAUGAGGCAAGAAGAAAACACACUGGUGGUAAAAUUCUUGGAGGCUACCCCUGGUCAAAAAGACAGAUUUCUAUAACAAAUCCUUUCCCUCGUUAUGGUCAUUCAGCUACCGAUGUAACUUAUGAUAACGAUUUAUUUCUUUUUGGUGGCUCCAUUUUUGGUGGAUUAACUGAGAAUCAAGAUAAACUUGAUGAUAGUUUAUAUGUUCUUGAUACAAUAAAUAAAAAUUGGAGAAGAGUAUCAAUAAUGGGCCAACCUCCGUAUGGAAGAUACGGCCACACUGUAACUGUAGUUGGUAGUAAAAUGUAUGUAUUCGGUGGAAGUUAUGAGGGCUAUUAUUUAAACGAUUUAGUAGCACUCGAUCUAGCAUCAAUUAACUCACCUGGACCUUCAUGGGAAUUCAUAAAUUUUUCAAAUCAACCUCCAUCAGGAAGAACUGGUCAUAUAUCUUGUUCAUACAAUAAUAAAAUUUAUAUUUUUGGCGGAAUGGAUGGUUCGAAAUGCUAUAAUGAUACAUGGUGCUUUGAUCUACAAACUAAUCAAUGGGCCGAAUUAGCCUACAAUGGUUAUGUUCCAUAUCCAAGACAUGGAUGUGGAUCUACUAUCAUUGAAGACACAAUAUAUUUAUUUGGUGGUAAAACAUUUGAAAAUCAAGAACUUGGCGACUUGGUGGCUUUUAAGAUUGGCAGUUAUCCACGUUACAAGCCUACAAUGACUGCUGCAAAAGAUAAAAUAAUGGUUUUUGGAGGUGAUUCUAUGUCUUCACCAAAACCUGACGAGGAAGGGAUAAUACAUAUAUUAGAUACAUCAAAAAUAAAAUAUCCUCCUUCACAAAAUAGAUCUUCAGAUUUACCAUCUCCUCCUUCCAGUACAGACAUGAGUCGCCCAUUCCCAUCCCCGACAAGGUCAAUAACUUCAGAUACACAGAGCACGUCAGAUCAACAACGUACAAGACAUAUCAUCCCAACUGCAAGACAUAGUUCAAAACCUAAAACUACUGAUGAUAAACCAUUUGCAAAUUAUCCUCCUCUUUCUAAAUCCAGUAUUGACUCUCCACUUUCCGAAUUUAGCCAAGAUUCGCCUAAAGCACCAACGGAAAUGACAAAUUCAUUUCCAUCAUCUACAACACAACGUAUGAUCACACAAAACACUACUUCCUCAAGAAUGAAUACCAUGCCUGUCACCACUUAUCAGAGUUCAACUCCACAGGCAAAUAAUUCAUUUGUACCACCGGGUUUUGCAAAACGGCAAACAACCAACCCACCUGUACGUUCCAAUUCACCAAGAACGUUGAUAGAACUUGAAAUGAAUAGUGGCGUAGGUGUUGAUAUUCGUCAAGGAGAUUUUCAAAACCCAAGACAAGCCCCACGACCUCCCAUAACAAAUAAUGUUUCAACGCAACCCUACAAUCAAUACACACAUUCUCCAAGUCAAUCAAUCCGAUCUAUUCAAAAAGUGAAUAUGGUUCCUCAAUCAAUGUAUGAUUCACAACCUGAACCUUCUUCACAAGUUAUUUAUAAUAACAAUAAUGGCCCUAACAAUAACGGCUAUAAUAAUAAAGGCAAAAAUCAGAAUAUAUCAUCAUUUAAAAAGCGCGAGAUGUGGUUAAGAGCUGAAUUAGAACUUGCUAGAAAGGCAGGUUAUUUAACGAAAUCAGUUACAGAUGAUUCCACUCCUGAUGGUAUCGAUGUUAAUAAACUGUUGAAUAUUGGUGAACCAGAGUCUGAUAGAUAUAAAAUUAUAGAAGCAAUUACUAAAAUAAAACAAGAAUUAAAAAAGUCAAAGGCAACGAUUGCAAGUCAAGCUCAAAUUGCUUCACAAAAAAUUGUAGAUUCAGAACGUACAAGAACAGCAGCACUUCAGGAAGCAGCAUAUUUUAAGGCAAAACUUUCGGCCUUAAUGAAUACGUCAGAAAAUGAAUUGGCAUCAGUUGAAACAGAGAGAGCGGCAGAUCUUGAAAAACGAUUAACACAAGCUUUAAUCGAAAAAGAAACUCUUCAAAGCAAACUUUUUCAAUAUCAGCAAGCUUCAAACAACGACAAAACAUUUAGGGAAUCAGCAGAGGAAAGUGCUAGGUUGGCAACCGCGAGAGCUGAAGAGGCGGAAGAAGCACAUGCUCGUGUUUUAUCCGAGUUAACUGAUUUUCAGACACGUGCCACCACUGCAGAAACAGAACUACGAGAAAUGAAAGCCCAAUACACAGGAGUUAGUUCCGAGUUAGCACAAUAUAGAUCUGGAUCGGAGAACAUACAUAAUGAGUUGACAUAUUAUAAACAAUUAAUGGAACAACAAAAACGUGCUUUUGAGUCUGUCAAUCACGCGCUUAUCUCAGCAAAUGAAAAAGCAAAUGAAUCAGAAAAUUUAUGGAGACAAGCGCGUCAAGAUAACCUAUCACUUGAAAAGGAAACAUCAAAAUUACGUAAUAAGCUUGAAGCCAAAAACCGUGAAUUAAACAGAGCAAAUUCCAAAAUCGAUGAGACUGAGCGAUUAUUGAGUAGAGCACAAAAGGAAGCAGAGGCUUUCCGUGCAACAGUACAAGAAGGAAUGAAAGGAUUGUUUGAGAAAUCAAAAACAAAUGAAAAUAAUCUCAACAAUUUAACUGAAGCAGACAAAACUAAUCUUGAAAAAGAAUUAAUAGAAUGGAAAACCAUGCAUGCCGAAUCUCAUAAUUCUGCAACUGAAGCAUCUAAAUCAUUAUCAGAGGCCAAAUUAAAAAUUAUACAAUUGGAAUCGUCUGCGAUGAAAGCUAGACAGGAGGCAGUUAUAUUACAAGGGCAAUUAACUGAUUCUUUGGAUGAAGCUAAAAAAAUCAAAGAAAAAUUACGCGAAAAAGAAAUCCUUCUAGAAGAAAAAGUAAGAGCACUAGAAGAUGCAGAAAUUAAAAUUGGAAUGAUGAGAGAAGAUCCUAAGACUCAAGAAUUUACGAAUAAUCAAAUUAUCGAAUUAAGAGAACAAAAUCAAAAAGAGAAGGAAGAAUUUAAUAGGAAAUUUGAAGAUAUUGAGAAACAAUUGAGUUCUUCACGCGAAGAAAAGAUUAUGGUGGAUCAAUCGUAUGAAGCAUUGAGGAAGGAAUAUGAAUCAAUAAGGCAAGAUCAUAAAUUAUUGAAAUUAAACAAUGAGAAACUUCAAGAACAAUUGAAAAAAGAAGGAGAAAAGGUUAAAGAGGUACAAACCGAACUGGAAGAAACACUUUCAUUAUAUGUAUUAGUUAACAAAGAUCUUGAUGAUGCAUUAAAAUUAGCAGGAAAGGCUUCAACAGCAGGUGCCAAUGACGAUGUAAGUGGCAAACAAUUAGAGGAUCUCAAAGCGGAAAGGGAUAGAUUGGAAAAGGAGGUUAUAAAAUAUCGAGAAAAUAAUAUGAAAUUGGAAGUUUUGAACGUGGAUCUGGUACAAAAGUUGCAAGAUUCCGAGAAUAAAGUAUCACUUCUACUAGAUCAAAUGGAAAAUGCAGUAGAUACGUAUCGCGGAAUGGAAGAUGAUGAAAUGAAAGAUUCUAGCCAGAGAAAUUCACAAAAAUUAACAAGUGAACUCGAUAUGUUAACGUCACAAUUUAAUAGCAACAUUCCCGAUGAUGACAAUGUUAGUGAUUAUACUAAUUCAAGAUGGAGUACACAUUCAGGCACGAGCAUAAACGAUAGAGCAUCGUCAAGGCUAGAAGAUUACGAUGAAAUUAUGGCAAGGCUGGAUGAAGUGAAAAAAGCAGCAGCUUUAAGAAAUUUGAAUCAGAUGAAACAAAUGAAUCAAACAUAA